AUGUACGACCUCGCUAUCGCAAUACAAUACCCCCAAUUGGUCAAACAGGUGUACAACUUUCCAAAGAUUCACAAUGCCCCCAUCAAGAUUGGAGGAAUCAAAGACAGUGUCAACAUCAAGGCAAUCAUUGAAUACUACAUCCCGUUUGCCAAUAAGGAUGGAGAAAAUCACAUGUUGAUGAUUGGAUUGACAGAGCAACUACCCAUCAACACACUCUUUGGAUUACCAUCCAGCAUAUCCAUUCUGUUUGUUUUAAGAAACUUCAAAACGGGGUUGAUUAUUUAUGUUGUGUAA
Messenger RNA from Cylindrotheca closterium, 294 nucleotides. Lineage: Eukaryota; Bacillariophyta; Bacillariophyceae; Bacillariales; Bacillariaceae. The record is from the annotation of a GenBank genome assembly.